CUUGACGCCAACCACCACGCACACCACACCACACCACCGGUGGGCAGCACCGCACCGGGCCCCGCUCCCGCUCUCCCAGGCCUCCUCGUCCUUGACGUCCGCCAUCCAGCCGGCCCGGCUCGUGAGUGAGUGGCGCAUGAGAGGGGUCGCAGCACCUCAUCUUCAAAGUCCCCGGCCCUGAAUUGAGCCCGAAACAAAUGCCUGCACACGCAUGUAACGCAUCAUACAGAUGGUGUGACGUCGUCCUUUUGCAUGCAUGCAUGGAGAUCUCCCUCGUGCACUUACUUGAACUUGUCGAUGUCCUUACUGGCGAGGUCCACGGGCCCUAUCACGAUGUCGCCCCGUCUGCCAUUGCAGUCCUUCUCAAACAGCGUCGCCCGGAGGCUGACACUCUUGCCAUGGUCGCCCUCGACCACCAGAAUCCCCUCCCGCCGCUCCCAUUUGUACCACCACCCCUCCCGAUAUGAAGCGCCGAAGCACUUGCUCGUGCUCAUGAUGGUGGUUUGCAGCGGUCGUGUGGUCCGCGGUUUCUGCAUGGACGAUCUCCCCGGUUCUUCGCAAUUUAUUGGGUUUUCGCCCGUCUCUGCAGAUGGAUUCUCGCCACAAAUCGGUGGUACAUGUGCAUGAGGGAAAUGCCGUGCUGCGUUCCUUCCUUCAAUUUUGUGUGAUGUAGUGAUGUGUUCAUGAGGCCGCAUUCUCCGUGUGUGCACAACACGGCCCUUUAUGCUUUCA
Messenger RNA from Vitrella brassicaformis, 732 nucleotides. Lineage: Eukaryota; Vitrellaceae. The record is from the annotation of a GenBank genome assembly.